Porites lobata is the source of this 3946-nucleotide messenger RNA. The record is from the annotation of a GenBank genome assembly. NCBI's taxonomy places the organism in Eukaryota, Metazoa, Cnidaria, Anthozoa, Scleractinia, Poritidae.
AUGGCCGUGAAACAUUUAGUCGGAGUGAUUUUUGUCUUAGGAUGUCUUGCUUGGAGAAGCAGCGCCUCUCACGAUGAAGGUAAAUUUUUAGAUUUCAAAAUAACGUUAAGUAACUCUGCUUUUAAUUAAAUUUCGUGGCUUGGCGGACGGAAAGAUAGCGCAGUUUGCGAAACGUUUGGCGUUUGAAAGUCAAAACGUGAUUCAUUAUUAGCACCCUUCAAGACCCCAGCCGGCUCGCAAACAUUGUUGUUACAAAUAGCGAGUCCAAAGCGCGUAUUUGCGUGAAAAGCUUGCUUGCCUUUUUGUCAAGGGAUCUUUCAUUUGGGGGAAAGGAUAGCCACUUGUAGUUUAGUCUGCAUAUAAAUUAUUAGUUGUCAGCGGCGGAUCAGUCCCGGAAAUAUUGAUUGGGGAAGUCCAAACUUUGGUUCAGAAAUGAGUGUUGAACUUUUUUGUGGCAAAUUACUUCUCACGCAGACGACCACGAGUUUUUCUAUCUGUGAACGCCUCUGGAUCCGUCACUGGUUGUUUAGCCCCCGGGCACGAAGCAGAAAAGCCAGAAAAGCCAGAAAAGUCUUGUUUCCCCUCAUACGUGUAUUGAAUGAACGACCUCAUGCGAAAAUAAUUAAAACCAGAAACUACAAGAGUUUCAACAAAACAAAUUUCCAGCGGGACAUUUCUUCUGCACCUUUUCAUGUUGUCUCUAUCUUCAAAACUAUGGGCUUGGAACAAGGUAUUUUUUGAGGUGUGUGAUCAACACGCACUUCUUAAAGACGUAAACUCAGAAGCUCCUCGCCUACUUGGAUUACUAAUACUCGAAACGCGAAUGACUAGCGAGAACAAGCCAGCUUGGGUAGCCAAUCAGAACACAGGAUCCGCUUCGCCUUAUCCGCCUGCAGAUUAAGCUAUGAAUUUUAACAGCUCCCUUAAUGCGUUUUUUUAAGUCACACAAAGGGUUGUGAGACGGCUGAAAUUCAGGCUUUGCAGUGUUUUGUGAAAAAGUUCCGUUUCAGUGGCUCACAUUUAUCGGGAUAGAAGGGGGGGGGGUGAGGUCAAAUCUAUCAAAAGGAUUUGCACUGACGCAUUUUUGGCUACGCACGUUAACGCACGUAAAUUUUAAUCACGUAAGUAAAAUAGAGGCAAGAUAUUACCGUAAGUGUUGCGAUUGAAGUUGAGGGAGGUUCUACUUUUACGCUUACUUGCGACCUUUCAUAUAAUGCCUUUAUUUUAUUUGCGAACGUAACUUUUGCGCACGUACGCACGUAAAAAUUACGUGACAGUGGAAAUCAACUCUAACGCAGGCUACUUAACUUUGAGCUUUUAUGAUCUAACAGACUCUGCUACCAAAAAGUUAGAUGAACUUUUUGAGAUUAUCUCGAACUCUUUGGCGGGAAAUGACAAAUGUCAAGAUACGGAUUUACCAGGCGACUGCACCAUCACUUCCGACUGCCUCAAGAUCACAUGUAACGCGCACUUUGGCGGGAAAACCAUAACUUUGACAGUAAAGGUCAACAGGUAAUGAAAUAUAGUAGUUUUUAGUUUGCAGUGCAGGCGUAAUUUGGGCCGGCGAAAGCUGGUUGUUUAUGGUCGCACUGUUGAAACCGCCGAAAUCUUUGAUGUUAUGACGUAGGAAGGGAGAGGGAGAGUAAAAAUAGUAACCCUUAGUGUAGGUGUUAGGGUGAAAGAAGAAAAGGGGGAGGGGGAGGGAAGCCAACCCCAACCCCAAUCUCUUCUCUCUUCCCGCCCCCAACCCCUCUCCUUUUGACUCGCCCCAUUUUGUCCUCUCUCUUCGAGUUUCAACGUGGCGCUUUUGCGAGCAAAACACUCGCGCGCCCGAGGGAAACGCUUGCACUGCAGGAUAGGUUGAUUUGAUUUUUUUGGACAGAUUAAAAAUAAUUUUGAGAUACUUACUUCUAGUAUAAAAUGGCAUGUCCAUGAAGUAUUUAUGUUUUCACAGUCUUAACUAUAUUUUCCUAUUAGGCACUCGUGUAAUAAUGGGUCUAAUUGCCUGCUAUACCGGAAGUUUAUAUCAAAACCAAGUUUUGCGCAUGCGUUAUUGACACUCUAGGUGUGAUGAACCGGUCACCGUGACGAUAAAUGUGAAAGUGAAAGGAGAUGACGUGGAUUGGACACACGUGUUUACAUCCGGGGACGAGCUGGCCGUGCCGGGACUGGGCAUAGAUGUGAAAGGAGUCGCUAAGGCUGGUUUGUUUAUUAGAGUGAAGCUGGAACCUGAUGAUAACAUACUGACAGUAAAGGUUUGUGAUUGGUUACUUAUUAGGGCCAUUUAUACGAGGAAAAAUAAGACGCGUCUUAAAUAAGACACGAACUUUCCGUAUAAACGGCACCUUUCGUCUAAAAUAAGACGCGGCUUAGCUAAGACGCGUCUUAUCAGAUAAGACAUGCUCGUAUAAAUGGUACAGUUCGCGUCUUAUUUUUCCUCGUAUAAAUGGCCCUAUUAUGAUGUAGCCGUGUCGAAGGGGUUAGAGGGAAGGGGCAGAAACUGAAAAGUUCAUCAAAAUCGGCUUUUAAGAAACACACCAAUAAGUAUUCCAGGUAGCAGUUACCUGCAAACAUUUCAAAUGCGCUGGAAAUCUGGAAUAUGUAUUUUUGACUUACUGAACGAGAGAUACGGAAAAUCUGUUUGAGCGAGAUAAUCUGUCGAAAUCUGCGUUCACAGCUCCUGGAUUUGCAUUCCCUACACUUUACAUAGCCGUUAUUCCAUCAUAAAGCAUCCAAUGUGGAAGAAGGUUUCAAAAUUGCGUUGCAGCUACGCUAUAGUUUUUCUAAGUUUGACAUUACACAGCUAACUUGAAUGAGUUUUACGUUUCUUCAACGCCAUCUGUCCCUUUUACAUCCACAAGACACGUGUUGUAACUUUAGUCCAUGUUCAUAGUGUGAGAAAGAGAGGGCGUUGGUAAACACUUGAUGGACGUGACCGAAAGUACAUUUAGCGGUGCUAACUGCUGUAGAUGUCUAUGUUUUCCUAAUCUUAUUAUCCAGGUUAUUCUAGAAGGAGGAACUAAAGUCGGUUCAGUAACAUUCUUUCCUUUGAAGAUGACCAUUGUGACUCAAAAGCUGCCCAUUUCCACAGCCUACUGUGGUAAGUAAAAAUACCCGCAGAAAUUGUUACAUCCUUAAAUUUUGUCUUUUUCGCGUUGUAAUGUACUAAUGGCUCAUCACUCAAGCCAACAAACCUCGUUUCCAGUAUCUCUCUUCUGAGAGGAGUGAGAGCGCGAACGGACCGGAGGAAACGACAUACUGGGAACGAGGUUUGUUUGGAGCAGAAACUUUGCGUGGAAAAUAAGUGACUUCAUACAAUGAUUCAGUCUUGUUUAUGUAGCAAGUGGUAAAGAAAUACAUACUUCCAGCGAUGUAAGAUUCCGUACGAUUUUGACAUCUCACCAUUUAGCUUACUUGAAAGGCGUAUAGCUAAGGCAGGUGGGGGGAGACAAAACCCAGCCACAAAUCCUGGCGUGAGUAAACAGAAGACAUUUUGAGAAACGAGCGCAGAGAUGACUCGUCGCUACUUAGAUCUGGGUAGUGCUCCUGAUUGGCUGAAGCAAUUUUCCCACGCAGCACAACCAAUCAGAAGCACUACCCAGAUCUGGGUAGUGACGCGUCAUCAGUAUGGAAUUUCUGCAGUCGUUCCUCAGACGUCGUUUUCCCAGGGGAAACUAGUGGCGGGUGGCGUCGCAAAAUGUCGGCUGUUUUCCCAGGCUAACAAAUCUUCGCCUUAUCAUUUUGACCCAUUUCACAUUUUUUCUUUUUUUUUUUGUCGGUAGGAUUUGUUCGCUGGUGGGAAGCGCGUAACACCGCUGUGCGCAUAGUGCUAGUGUUGGUGUUCCUGUUGCUGGUGCUGUCAAUCAUCACAGGGUUUAACUGCUGUUGUUGUUGUUGUUGCUGCUGUAGACCCUGCCGCAGAAAAAGGUUAAGAUUCAUUUUAUAA